AUGGGGGAUACCCCAGAGUACUAUUUCCAGCAGAAUGCGAGAGACCAGGAGGCCAACUUGGUUGCAUGGACUCUUCGCCAAGAAUCUCUGGGUUACACUCCGUCCCAGAGUCAAAUCCGCGCCUGCGUUGUUGCCGUUCUGAAACAGCAAGGCUGCGACUCAAGAUUGGGACGUCAUUGGGUAGAAAAGUUCAUUCAACGCCAUCCGGAACUUAGAAGCAAGGUCGUGCACUGGUACUUUGACGUCAGGGAGAAGGAGUACGGGUGGAUCAAGCCGGAGAACACGGUGAAUGUUGAUGAAGGGGGGAUUAUGUCGGGUUUUGGUCUGGACAGUCUGGUGGUUGGAAGUUCGGACCCUAAACGGAAGACUCUUCUCAAGGGACCACAGUCCCGCAGCUGGACCACUUUUAUAGAGGCCAUCACCGCCGACCAGGGUGGCAAACCACUCAAUCAACUCAACCAAAGAGUCAAAUUGAGUAGAUUGACGGCUUACAUCAGCGAACCUCUCGUUGAGUUGAGCAAUCCAAGCCCUCGUUGA
Messenger RNA from Hirsutella rhossiliensis, 537 nucleotides. Its product is annotated as tc5 transposase DNA-binding domain-containing protein. The transcript is spliced from 4 exons. NCBI's taxonomy places the organism in Eukaryota, Fungi, Ascomycota, Sordariomycetes, Hypocreales, Ophiocordycipitaceae. Bases 1 to 537 code for a protein of 178 amino acids. The record is from RefSeq and is a predicted model, not a curated record.